UGGACUACAACAUUAGAUGAAGUUAUAGUGUAUCCUAUUCCAGCAGCACUUUACCUUGUCAAAAAUUUGCUUCAGUAUUACAUCUUUGCAUAUGUAGACGCUCCAGGCUAUCAGAUAUUACAGAACUUCAAUAUCAUCAGUACAGGUGUCCUAUACAGAAUUAUACUUAAGAAAAAAGGCUCACCUAGGGCACCAAGAUCAAUUAGGAACAGGAUAGUAUCCUCAGAUUCAAAACACAAAGUCAAUGGAAAAGCUGUUAUGAAAUCAAGAUAUGUAUCCACUGCUACUGAAUGCAUGACUAGUUCGAUUUCUCCAAAUGGCUCACCCGCCUUAGAGACUAUCUAUUCGAAGUUUCACCACCUGAGAAGGAUUUUGGAAGAAGACUCAUCAAGUGAUAAUUCAUCCCUUAUCAGCAGCAAUUCUGAUGAAGGUUCUUGCAGUACUGAUAGCACAUGUGAAUCAACUAGUACUGAUGACUUUGCAGAUUAUAUUUUUGGUGAUUUGGGACGUGGCUGGUGUGGCAAGCUGAGAAAUUCUGAUUCUGACACUUCCUCUGCAUUGCCAUCAAUUUUCAAUUAUUUGAUCCCAUGUCGAUCUAUGUACCUUGUAUAUAAGUUUAAAGAUGGUGUAAUAAUAAAGUGUGCACAAGUUACUAACCAUUUGAAUCCUGUAACAUGGUUUUUGGCAUAG
Molecule: messenger RNA, 690 nt
Organism: Gastrolobium bilobum
Lineage: Eukaryota; Viridiplantae; Streptophyta; Magnoliopsida; Fabales; Fabaceae
Product: ubiquitin carboxyl-terminal hydrolase 16-like
Exons: 3
Coding region: 259-690 (143 amino acids)
Source: RefSeq, a predicted model, not a curated record